UGGCUCGAGUCGUCGAUGUGCGUGACGAUUUGAUUAGUGUUACAUUACAGUACAGAUGAGAUAUGUGAAGAGGAUAAAGAAUGAAUAAGAAAUAGUGAGUGAAUAUGUAUGAUAUAUUAUAAACGAGCCCUCGCAGUAUGAUUGUCCAACAUGGGCAAAGAUGCAACCCACUUGUCCCAGGCGUGAUGCGAAGCAGCGGGCGCAUGCACAUAGGGAGCGCAUCCGUUCUUCUCCAGAAGCUGGUCGAGCAAGGGCAAUGCUCCGCUGAGCGCAUCCGUCUCUGCCGAAAUCGCCGCCUGCCUCGUAAGCAGCCCGUUCUCGACAUACCAGGCCAAAUCGUGCAUGACUGCAGUGGCCUCGUAUAACGCCACCAGCUCUGUCAUGACUGGAGCGUCAAGCGCCGCCUCGUAAGCCAUGCGAUGUCCGAUUGCCACGACAAGCGCCACAGAACGGGGCAAAAGAAGCUGGUUGAAGUUCUCCGAUCGGUGCUUGCUGCCGAAAGACUUGAGAAUGGAAGUCAUCUCCAGCAUCAGUCCCUGCUCGUGACGUGCCAGCAGAGCUUCCGGAUGUCUCGCAGGAGGCAGUGUGUACCUUCCCAUCAACAGCUCGCUCGCUAACCCUAGCAGUCGGUGUCAGCCUCUGAUGUCCCCAAUGCAAGCAAGGACUCACGAAUGCAGAGCACAGUCACGUCGCCCUCUGCGAUGGUCAUUCCGCGGAGCUCCAUCUGUUGAUAAAGAUUAAUGGGUGCCCAUAUCCCAAGCUAGACCGGAGACUAGACCGCACGGACCUCGAGGGCAAUAAGUUGGUUUUCGGUAAACAGUCCCCGGGCACCCAGCCUAUCCGUAAGCGUGAUGCUCGUCUCUCGAUAGUGAUGCACUGUCACAGUCUUGAAAACGUCGGCAAGCCCGUUUCGGAUGUUGAUGACGUCAGUCAAUUUGCUGUUGUCCGCAGCAGAGAAGUACGGCCGAAUCUCUUUGUACAACGCUUCGAGCGCAUCGGCCUGCGCCAGGGCACGGAGAAUGGGAAUCUGUGUCGUGCGGAAACUGAUGAUGGGGACGACCUUCCCGGACGAGUCAGUCACUUUGCGCAGGCGGGCAAAUUGUGUCACGAUUUGCGCCAUCACGCGCAUGGCAGGGAUGCUGAGCGACGAAAUCGUGGCGGAGCCAAUGCCGAGCCGCCAGAUGCUUCGCAGGAAUUGGAUUCGGGGAUGCAGCGAAGCCUGGAAGUCGCCGAUGAAUGCCCACGAGGGGAUAUUCACCCGGUCAAAGUACGUGAUAGCAUGCGCGAUGGGCCGCGUGCCAGAGCGGUGCGGUAACUCACUGUAAUAUGUUCGGUUGCGCGGUCGUUCGUAGGCACCGAUUACGCACCGACAAGAGAUUCCCGGAUACAUGGUUCGUCCGUCGUUGAGAGGGACGGCAAAUGGCCGGAUGCCUCGAUCCUUCCCCUUUACGACGAGGCGUGCCAUGACAAUAGCCACUCUCGGAACUCCAGCAACGGGAAGACUGGAUGGCAUGAAUCUGUAAAGAAUCCACAUUGGCUUCGAUGAGUCGCGUGCAAGAAUCGAAUACGUACUUGGCGGCUCCGGGCGUGGGUGUGUGCACCUCGAAAGUUCCGUCGUCCAGCAAGGUGGCUGUCGUCUCGAUGUUCUGCGAGUCUAGGCCAUGAUCCACCUCCGUCAACAUGUAGUGCGCGCUGAGAGCGACCGUCAAUGCGCAGUAGAAACCAGCAGAGUAAUCACCCACGAGACUUCAAAAGCCAAAAUUUUCCGGCACAGCUCUUUCAAUUCUGGCCGCGACUCGGUGAAUUCGGAGAUCGUCCCGCAUGCAAGGUUAACUUGUAUGGUCCACAACGCGCUAGCUGCCCCAUCUAUCGUGUUGAGCGGAUCCAAGGUGCUCUCCCAGAACUUCUCUGAGCAAGUGAGCACAUCAUGCACCGACAAGUCUGGGGGAAAGGUCAGCCUUGAGAUCCACACAUGACUUCUCGAAGUCCGAGCACACACCAAAGGACGUCGCAAUCACUCUGGCGCGUUCCAGUGUGACUUCCGCGCGGUCCGGGGAAGAAAGGGUAAAGUCGUCUACGGCCCGAGUGAAGAGGUGUGUUUGGGCAAGCGCUGCUUGUUUUUUCGUCGCCAUGGUUGGUGAGGACGCGUCUGUGGCGGGGUUCGUGUGCUCGCCCGUGCGGUGGGCUCUUAAAUAACCGACGACCCAUCACGGAGAAUAUGCUCCAUGAUACGUAUACAGGUCUCCUGCGCGAGCGGCUGGCCCAGCUGAGUUGGGACACACACACGUGUCGGCGAGCAAACCAGCUCAGCUCAACAUCAUUAGAUGAAAAGAAGCUUCGAAUCAUGGGUGGCCAAGGACUGGGCAGGCCUCCGGCGUGGCGAUGCGCAAGAUGCAUGCUCAGUUGGAAAUUCGAGAUGUACAGAUCAGAAGUUGAUGAUAACAGUCACUCUGAAUCGGGAUUGUGCGGCGUUCACGUACAGCGGCCCAAAGGGGUUACAUUCACUCCUCCCCAUCAUCUCGCCCCAAAACCUCGUCGCAUAGCUCGUCAACAGAUGAGAUUCUCUCUAUUUCCGAUGAAGCCGCUGCAUCGAGCCUCGGUCUUUUCAGCUGUCAUCUCCGCUCGGGAUUCUCUCCUCAAAAAAUUGUCCGAUGGCUACUACCACCCCAAAGCCUGACACAUGGGGUGACCUGGUCAGAGUCGCACAGAGUGCAGAGGAUGCACUUGCGUCCAACGACCUCCCACUUGUGUUCGAGAAACUAGGUCCAGACGUCAACAUCUCGUAUUCAACAUCUCCUGCGCACGGUGCAAAUGACCCUCGGGUGGUAGUCCUGUUCGGAUGGAUGGACGCUCCGCACCGGCUGCUCGAGAAAUAUGCUGCGAAGCACCGCAAGCGAUGGCCGGCAGCAGACAUCAUCACCGUGCAAUCGCAUCCGUCCUUCAUAUGGUCUAGUGAGCAGAAGAGGGACGACACACUUGCUCCCAUCGCAGACUUCCUGCUCUCGACAGUCUACCAUUCCAGUCAGGAUGUAAAGCGGGGAAUGCUCAUGCACGUCAUCUCCAAUGGUGGCGCCUUCCAAUUCAUUACCCUGUCUCGGCUGAUGGCUCGGAAGCUGGCAUCCUCCGACUCUAGGCGCACCGUCCGCACGGCGACGAUAUUCGACUCGACGCCCGGUGCGAGCGAGUACACGUCCCUGAUCGCGACCCUGACCACCGACAUCAAGUCCCCCGCAGUCAAAGCGGUAGCCACAGUGCCGCUCACGAUGGCCUACACGGUCAUGCUCGCGCGUCGGCUGCUGCUGGGCCAAGCGAAUCUCUUCUCCGAUCUACACGCCAGCUUGCUCCGCCCGGAGUUGUUCCCGUGCGCAGCGAGUCAUGCGCCGAGAUUGUACAUUUACUCGAGCGAGGACCGGAUGGUCCCGUUCACCUCUGUCGAAGAGCACCUCGUAAAACUGCAGUCGGCAGGGAUCUGCGCCGACGUUUCUGUCGAGAGGUUCAGUGGGUCACAGCACGUCCAACACGAACGACUGGAUCCUGCUCGGUAUUGGAGUGCGGUUGAAAGGAUGUGGGAGCGUAGUGCUCUGGUACGCGUGAAAUUGUGACAGCGCUUUUAUCACGUGUACAUUCUCGCUUCAUAUCACGUGCGUAAUCUCAGAUACCUAGCUAAUCUGCCAUGUAACCUGCAAGCGUGCUUGAAUAAUCGUCAAUUCAUAACGAUGUUUGGUCUCAACGUAGGCCAGUCUCACCCCACACUCAAACUCGCUUUUUGAGCGUAUCGUAUUGUCAGUAGCACCCUAGCACUCUACAAUGGCGAGAUAGGUUGAGACCUCUAGCAUUAAGAAAUCACAUCACUCCGUGUGCAGGAAGGUGAAAGGUUCAAUCUGCUUUCCUCUUGAACAGAUAGUGGCCCACUCCCCACUGCUGUCCACCAUCGUAGUUGAACAGCUCUGAGCAAG
This is a messenger RNA of Mycena citricolor, 3956 nucleotides long. NCBI's taxonomy places the organism in Eukaryota, Fungi, Basidiomycota, Agaricomycetes, Agaricales, Mycenaceae. The record is from the annotation of a GenBank genome assembly.